Messenger RNA from Carassius carassius (crucian carp), 3347 nucleotides. It is a transcript of the gene slc8a2a, whose product is annotated as solute carrier family 8 member 2a. Gene Ontology annotation, cellular component: sarcolemma; axon; postsynapse. Lineage: Eukaryota; Metazoa; Chordata; Actinopteri; Cypriniformes; Cyprinidae. Bases 407 to 3169 code for a protein of 920 amino acids. Gene Ontology annotation, molecular function: calcium:sodium antiporter activity. The transcript is spliced from 15 exons. The record is from RefSeq and is a predicted model, not a curated record. Gene Ontology annotation, biological process: sodium ion transmembrane transport; cell communication; calcium ion import across plasma membrane.
GGGCGACAUGCUUUGACGCACCAAUCAGAGCGUCGCGUUGAGCUGUUGCGCAGUCUGUCGCGUGCUGAGCGUUCAGAGGAUGCGCGCUUGUUUGGGAUGCUCGCAUAGUUCAGGACAGAAACAUACACACCACGAAAACUAAUGGCACGAGUCUCAUGAGAACUGGAGCAACAUCCUCUGCUGCCUCCCGGUCAUGUCUGUCCAUUCUGAGCUCUGCCAUAGAGAGUGGGAUAAUGAUGAAACUCUGCUGGUCCUGAGCUGAAGCUCUCCAGCUGCUCCUGAAGGCUUUGGCUCUUACACAGAGCUCUAUCAGAAUAUGGCCUCCUGAGGUCACCUGAGUCCACCAACCUCAAAAUACCACCCCAUGAGGCACUAAGGAGAGCCAUUCUUGUCACCAUAUCUGGUCAUGGCUCCUCCUCUACUCUUCCACCUUCUCCUCCUCCUCCUCCUCUCUCCACAGGUGUGUGCGGGUGGAAGUGCUCAUGGCAACAGCAACAGUAGCGCAGAUGGCCCCAAAAGAUCCUGUGCCGAGAAAGUCAAAUGUCAACCAGGGAUUUUACUUCCUUCGUGGCUGCCACAAGACCCCUCCCUGGCAAUGCAGUCAGUAAGAGCAGUGAUCUACUUUUCAUGUCUUCUCUACAUGUUCCUGGGUGUGUCCAUCAUUGCUGAUCGCUUCAUGGCUGCCAUCGAGGUCAUCACGUCACAGGAGAAAGAGGUGACUGUGACAGGUGCAAAUGGAGAAAAGACAGUAAUGACAGUUAGAAUCUGGAACGAAACUGUAUCCAAUCUCACUCUGAUGGCCCUGGGUUCAUCAGCCCCUGAGAUAUUACUGUCAGUAAUAGAGGUGUGUGGACAUGGUUUUGAGUCAGGAGAACUGGGUCCCGGCACCAUAGUCGGCAGUGCUGCAUUUAACAUGUUUGUGAUAAUCGGAGUGUGUGUGUGGGUGAUACCUGAUGGAGAGGUGAGGAAGAUUAAACACCUCAGAGUUUUCUUUGUAACCGCAUCCUGGAGCAUCUUUGCCUAUGUCUGGCUCUACCUCAUCCUGGCAGUCAUAAGCCCUGGCAUUGUACAGGUCUGGGAGGCUCUGGUCACUCUUUUCUUCUUCCCUGUGUGUGUCUUAAUGGCUUGGAUCGCUGACCGGCGCCUGCUCUUUUACAAGUACUUGCACAAGCGUUACCGUGCUGAUAAACGUCAUGGUAUCAUUGUGGAGAUGGAGGGUGAGCUAGCACCCAGAGGCAUUGAUGCCAUCAUGGGAGAAAAAUAUCAAAACAGCACCACAAGUGUCAAUAUGGAGAAAACCAAAGAAGCUGAACAGGACAGAGAGGAGGUGAUUCGCAUGCUUAAGGAACUGAGAGAGAAGUAUCCAGAUAAAGACCUGGACCAGCUAAUCGAGAUGGCAAACUACGCCACCAUGCAGAAACAGCAUAAGAGCCGGGCCUUUUACAGGGUGCAGGCAACACGCAUGAUGAUCGGUGCAGGGAACAUACUGAAGAAACAUGCAGCAGCUGAACAGGCAAAACGUGCAGCUGGAGAUUCAGCAGAGAAUGACCUGGCCACCUGUUCUCACAUUGCUUUUGAGCAGACACAGUACCAGUGCACUGAGAACUGUGGGAGUGUUAGUGUGUGGGUCUGCUUACAGGGGGGAACCGGCACCAGAACCUUCCAUGUCGAUUACAGGACAGAGAAUGGGUCAGCCAGUUCUGGGGCAGAUUAUGAGUAUUGUGAGGGAACAAUCAUAUUUCAGCCUGGAGAGACACGCAAAGAAAUAAAGGUGGGAAUUAUCGAUGAUGAUGUGUUUGAGGAAGAUGAACACUUCUUUGUGCGACUCUCAAACCUGCGAGAGGGUGAGGGCGGGACCAACACUGAUGGUGCUCAACUGGUUGAACCUUUCGUAACCACUGUAACUAUUUUGGACGAUGACCAUGCGGGAGUCUUCGCGUUUAGUCAGCAGGAGCUCUGCGUGGGUGAAUGUUCAGGUGUGGUGGAGGUGCCGGUGAACCGGACAUCAGGUGUGCGUGGGACUGUAAUGAUUCCAUAUCACACAGAGGAUGGUUCUGCGCGACAGGGCGUUGACUAUGAGCACACACAAGGAGAGCUAGAGUUUACCAAUGAGCAGACUAGUAAGACACUACAGGUGCGCAUCAUUAACAUGCAGGAAUAUGAGAAGCGAGAAAAUUUCUACAUUGUCCUUGAAGAACCCAAAUGGCUCAAGAGAGGGAUCUCAGAUCUGCUGUUGAAUCAGGCCACCCCUGGUCCAAAAUUGGAGGACGCCAGACGUAUAGCAGAGAAGGGAAAGCCCGUUCUGGGAGAACACCGCAAGUUAGAGGUUAUUAUAGAGGAAAGCAUUGUUUUUAAGGUCCGACAGGGAAUGGCCCCUAAUGGAGUCUUAGAUGCGGUAGUAGACCACUUGCCUCAGUGUGAAAAUACAGUAGACCGUCUACUGAAGGAUACUAAUCUUGCUGAAGUAAUUGGCACACACUCCUGGAGAGAACAGUUCAUCGAGGCGGUAACAGUCAGUGCAGGAGAAGGCGAUGAAGAAGGAGGGGAGCCUCAGCAACCGUCAUGCUGUGAUUAUUUUAUGCAUGCAGUUACGGUGUUCUGGAAGGUUCUGUUUGCUUUCGUUCCACCCACAGAAUACUGGAAUGGCUGGGCCUGCUUUAUUGUGUCAAUUCUGGUCAUUGGGCUGCUAACCGCCGUCAUUGGAGAUUUGGCAUCUCAUUUCGGGUGCACAGUGGGCCUCCGUGACACAGUCACUGCUGUAGUGUUUGUUGCCUUGGGAACCUCCAUACCAGAUACAUUUGCAAGUAAGGUCGCUGCUAAACAGGAUGAGUAUGCAGACGCUUCGGUUGGAAACGUAACCGGUAGCAAUGCGGUUAAUGUUUUCCUGGGGAUUGGAGUGGCCUGGUCCAUUUCAGCUGUUUACUGGGAGGUCAAAGGUCAGGUGUUUCACGUAGAGCCCGGCUCUCUUGCAUUCUCUGUCACACUCUUCACCAUCUUUGCCUUCAUUAACAUCGGUGUGCUGAUGCUACGGCGGCGGCCAUCGGUGGGCGGAGAACUGGGCGGACCCAAAAAGCUGAAGGUUCUGACUUCACUAUUGUUCCUCGGUUUGUGGCUUCUCUACAUCACAUUCUCCAGCCUAGAGGCCUACUGUCAUAUCACCGGUUUCUGAGGAGACAGAGAAAGAAAAAACAACCAGACUUAAACUAAUGACAUUCACAUGAAAUGAGUUAUGUGAGAACUGAGCUAUGAGAGAAAUGCAGUGUAUUGUAUAUUCUGUGCACAUAAAGUAGAUUGCAUUCUGUAUAAACAAAUGUACAUGAAAUAAAAGAAUGAGUGAGAUAGAGCAA